Messenger RNA from Amphiprion ocellaris (clown anemonefish), 1147 nucleotides. RefSeq names its product leucine-rich repeat-containing protein 72. Bases 334 to 954 code for a protein of 206 amino acids. Lineage: Eukaryota; Metazoa; Chordata; Actinopteri; Pomacentridae. The transcript is spliced from 5 exons. The record is from RefSeq and is a predicted model, not a curated record.
GUCUAUCAGUGAAAUACCAGCUGUCAGACUAGAUAUAUUGUUGGCAUCUCUUCAGAAAGCCCCUACUGUUGUUUUUAUCCUUAGAUUUGUCUGUGAUACUCAGAUGGGGGCCAGUGGGUCCUGCAAACCAAAAGCUUAAGCAGCAAUGUGAUUAUCCCCAUCAUGUGAUCUACAGCCGGGUAUGAAAGAGAGCCUUUUACAGGAGCAGUAAGCAGUCCUCAGAGCUUGGUAUGCAGCACAAACAUACAGCAGAUUCCUCUUCGUCUUGGGCCUGAUCAUGGCUUAAUCAUCUGACUGAAGUGGAGACGAACACAAGAGUUUACAGUUUGGGUCAUGGAUCAUCAAACCUCAGGGCAGCUGAGUCAACCGAGCCACGCCUCCAGUUAUCAGUGGCUUUCCUUCGCCUACCAGGGCCUGACGGAGAUCCCUUAUGAGACCAUACUAACCCAGACGGACACUCUGGAGGUGCUGGACCUGAGUUACAACCUGCUGGAUGAUUCUUAUUGGAACCCGGCUCUGCUGGGGCGUCUGGAGAAGCUCAGCACUCUGAUCCUGGACUGCAACCGCUACACGUCCCACGUCAAGUUCCCCUUCAUGCCGAGCGUCACCACGCUGUGCAUCAACAAGAACAAGAUCAACAACCUCCCCGUGUUUGUGGAGGAGGUCCGCAGAAAGUUCCCCAGCAUCAAGAUCCUCAGUAUGAUGAACAACGAGGCAGCACCGAGCUACUUCAACGGAGGAAGUCUGACCCAGUAUAUAGACUACAGGCAGUAUGUGAUCAGUCAGAUUCCAGGCCUGGAGAUCCUGGAUGACACUGAGGUCCUGGAGAAGGAGAGAGUUCAGGCUAGAAAAACCUACCGGCUGCAACAGAGCCGCCACAGCAGCAGGAAAAGGAAGGAUGAUUCAUCCAGGAAGCAUGCACACAUUGGAAAAAAGUCAAACACCGUCGUUUGACAAUAGGGUAUAUUCUAAUUUUAAACUGCUCCCUUACAAUUACCCGUUUUAUGUCACACUGUUAAUAUUAUGAUGUCUAUUGUGUGUUCCAUGUCUGCGUGUCAACUACAGCAUGUAGUUAACUAUUGAACUUCAAACGCUGUGUUCUAUGAAGCUGCACCGUUUUAUUAAAGAAAAAAGCUCUUUCAGGUGA